Drosophila willistoni is the source of this 3650-nucleotide messenger RNA. RefSeq lists its product as uncharacterized. Bases 1 to 3495 code for a protein of 1164 amino acids. The transcript has 4 exons. Gene Ontology annotation, molecular function: serine-type endopeptidase activity. Gene Ontology annotation, biological process: proteolysis. The record is from RefSeq and is a predicted model, not a curated record. NCBI's taxonomy places the organism in Eukaryota, Metazoa, Arthropoda, Insecta, Diptera, Drosophilidae.
AUGAGAAUAAGGAACAGCACCUUGGCACUACUGUUAGUAGUGUCUUUUCUAGGCUCUGUCACUUUUGCCACAGAGUCGAAUUGGGGCAAUGAAUGGGCUCCUAUGAAUAGUGAUUCCAUGUUAAGUAGACGCUCUGCAGAAAACACACCAAGCGAGUCACAAGGACGCAACUAUGCCGUAUAUGAACAACAGAAAAUCAGCUCAAACGACACCCAAAUUGAUACCAUAAUCGAUCAAUUGAUUAACUCUCGUCGAGAAGGUCGCCAAUUGGGUGAAUACGAUGCCGUUUAUGCCGAUGGUAACAUUGAUCAAGCUCUGCAGCAGGGAAAUGAUAUGCAGGCGCGCAACUUGAUUCGUGACAAACUUUGCGGCCUAGGCCUGAUGAGCUGCGACGAUAUAGAAGAGAAACGCCCGUUCUACUCGACUAUCUAUGCCCAGGGUCCACCACCACCGUCUGGUAGUUUUGGAGGACCAUAUGGACCACCUAAGCCUAUGCCACCCCCGAGCUAUUUUAAUGGACGUCCACCAAUGGGACCAAACUCAUUGAAUUCCUUUGGACCGCCACGCAAGGUAGGCUACGAAGGCCCUUACAAACCCAUAAUGUCAGGACCUUAUAGACCAAGCGGACCCGGCUAUUUGGAGCACCCGCCACCAUCGGCUAUUGAUGGCAGUUCAUCAGAUGGUAUUAUCUACUCCAAACCACCACCAGGUGCCUUAAUCUAUGACAGCAAACCUCCUGGACCCAUUUACCCCAUAGGACAAAGUGGUGGGCCUGUUUUUAAUGGCGGUGCAGCAUCUCCUCCUUACAACUUUGAGAACGCCGAGGGAAUUCAAGGAGCCAGUUCCUCUCUAAAUGGUUUUUACUCACAGCAACAGUCCAGUUCCUCAUCUUCGACAGCUACUUCCUCUAGCAACAAAGUUGUGGUUGGAGCUCCAGUUGAUGCAGGUCUUCAGCAGCAUGUUCAUCAUCACUACCAUCAUGUGGAAGGUAAUGAUGGUGGUAUCGGUGCUGUCAAGGUGCCAAGUGUGCCUAUACCAAUUGGCUCUGGUCAGACCAUCAAUACGGAUUUCAGUGCCCUGGCCCAAUCCUCAGCCACGUACACACCUCAGGCUGCCCCGACGUCUGGCUUUACUCAAUCAAAUGCCUUUAACGCUGGAUUUAAUAGUGCCUCCGAGGGUGGACUUUUAUCUCAAAACGGUUUUGGUAGUGGUCUAUCCCAGAAACCUAAUGGUGAUAUCUAUAAGCCCUCAUCUGGCUUAGGUAGCUUUGGUAGUAACUCAGGCUUUAUUCAAAAUGGUCAAAAUGGUCAAAAUGGAUUUGGAGUCUCGCCUAGUAAUAGCUAUCACAGCCAAAAUCCCGAUUACUACAAGAAAGAGCUUCAAAAUGGCGGCGCCUCUGGUAACUACAAUGGCCUUUCCGGCGGUUAUGGUCAGUAUGGACAAGGUGCCUAUGACACUUCUCGGCAGCAGAUUGUCGAUUGCCAAUGUGUUCCGAUCGCACAGUGUCCGGCAGCCGAUCGAAUUGGGCGUAAAGACGACCUUAUUCUGGCCAUUGACCCGCGUAAUUUGGGCAAGGAAAUCGAAGCUUUGAGUGAUGAUUCCACAAACACCACUGUUAAGGCCGAAGCGAAAGCUGAUGAAGGAAAAAAGAAAACAAACGAAGACAAUGAAGAAAAGAAACGAUCCCGCCGUCAAGCCGAGGAAGCCAACAAAGAUGAAGACACCAGUGAUCUGUCUCUAGAUGCUCAAGGGCGUCAAGCUCCAUUGCUGGGCCAAUCUCCUCUAGCCCUGCCAGCUCUUCAAGCCAUAGAGUUAAUUCAACGCAAAGUGCUGCCCACCUACGGUGUUAGCUUUGGUUUGCCAUACCCCACGUCCGGGAGCUAUGGCGGUUAUCCGGCCAAUGUUCUGGGUGAUUAUUACCCAGCACAAAAUCCACAUUUCGGUUCUGUUGGACCAAAUGGCUUAAACUUGGGUCUUGUCAAUGUAAAUCCAUUGGUAUCCGUUCAAGUAGCCAAGACGGAUUACGGUGAAAAGGUGGUCAAGCCACUUGUAAAUUUACAUGUCACCCCCAAUGCGAAUCUCAUACAGAAAGUGGGUGACCUCUUUAAAAGAAAGCCAACUGAGACUUAUAACACACACUAUCAUCACCAUGAUCACUACAAUGCGGGCUAUGAGCAUCAGCAUCAUGAGCAUUACGGCGGCGGACACUUCAAUGUCGAAAUGGUGCCCAGUACACCAAUAUUUGAAUAUCACAGUCCUUCACCGCCGCAUUACCAGCAUCUCCAUGAGAGUUUUCCGUAUCAAAGUUCAUUUAACGACAUAUAUCCAUCGAAUUCGGGUCCAGACUUUGAAUAUGGCUCUGGCAGUUUUGGCAAUUAUGGGGAAUACUCCCAACAUUUGGAACGCAGUGUGAAUGUGUCCGAAACCCAACCGAUCUCGGUAAUACAGCCAAGUCGCCGGGGCAAACAGUUGAACUUGGGUGCUCUACAUAACGUGCCAACUCCGGCGCCAGGUGAUGCAGCUGGCAGCGAUCGCAUUACAUUUCCCCAUGACCGUAGACGAAGGAGCAUUAGUGAGCAUGACGAGGAGGAACGUGCCUACUACGGAAAUCGUCCGGUCGAGAAGACUUGUCGUAUUAACGAGGUCUGCUGCCGACGCCCACUUCGUCCUCAAGCCCUAUCUUCCCAACUUGGACGUUGUGGCGUUAGGAAUGCCGCUGGCAUCACUGGAAGAAUCAAGAACCCCGUUUAUGUCGAUGGAGACAGUGAAUUCGGUGAAUAUCCUUGGCAUGUGGCCAUUUUGAAAAAGGAUCCCAAGGAAUCGAUAUAUGCCUGCGGUGGUACACUAAUUGAUGCUCAGCACAUUAUCUCAGCAGCCCAUUGUAUUAAAUCCCAAAACGGUUUCGAUCUACGCGUGCGCCUGGGAGAAUGGGAUGUUAACCAUGAUGUUGAAUUUUUCCCCUACAUUGAACGUGAUGUGGUCUCAGUUCACAUUCACCCCGAGUACUAUGCUGGCACAUUGGACAACGAUUUAGCCGUCCUCAAGUUGGACCACCCGGUGGACUUUACGAAAAACCCACACAUUAGCCCCGCCUGUCUGCCCGAUAAGUACUCCGAUUUCACCAAUGCCCGUUGCUGGACCACUGGUUGGGGUAAGGACGCUUUCGGAGAGCAUGGCAAAUACCAGAAUAUCUUGAAAGAAGUAGAUGUUCCAAUACUAUCGCAUCACCAGUGCGAAGCCCAGCUAAAGAAUACCCGAUUGGGCUAUAACUAUAAACUAAAUCCAGGAUUCAUUUGUGCUGGCGGUGAGGAAGGCAAGGAUGCCUGCAAGGGAGACGGAGGCGGUCCAUUAGUAUGUGAACGUAACGGUGUUUGGAACGUUGUCGGUGUUGUUUCCUGGGGCAUUGGAUGCGGUCAAGUAAAUGUUCCUGGAGUCUACGUCAAAGUGUCGGCCUACCUUCCUUGGAUUCAACAAAUCACCCAGAGCUAUCAAUGAUUAACGGAGCAAGAGAAGAUAGGUGCUGAAACGGAGGUCACUGCCUAUCAUGCCUCCGUCCAAAAUUCCGACGAGUUUGUUUUUCACUUUUGAAUCAGUCAACCGUCCAAUUUGCUCUGUUAUGUAACUGUAUUGCGUCUGGUCUUUGUUAUUUA